Messenger RNA from Dermacentor andersoni, 753 nucleotides. The record is from RefSeq and is a predicted model, not a curated record. Lineage: Eukaryota; Metazoa; Arthropoda; Arachnida; Ixodida; Ixodidae.
UGCUGCGCACUUGUGUGAAACAAGUAUGCCGCUGUUAACGAUGCUACUCCUGAUUCUGCUUCCUUCUUCAAUUCUUGCUGAAAGUGGUUCACCUUGUAAACAGAAAGAAUGUCCUUUACGCAUAAUAGAUGGAUGGGAGUUCUUCCGAAGACAUAUCAGUUUCUACCUAUUCGCAAGGACAUACAAAGUACCUGGAGCACUCAACGAUUCAAUUUGCGUCCAGUCGCCCCCUUGGGUCACGGUGAACACCGAGAAGCACGAGUUGCAAAGGACUUUCACUUAUCGGAACUUAAGCUCCACACACAAACUGCAUGAUGAUCAUGCUGGCGAAAUAACUAUCUGGCCGAUGGCCAAAUAUUUUAUGCAAUUUUACGAAAGAAAUACUAGCCAAAAGCAAAGUUCAGUAGAGAAGGAAAAGUACUACUAUGCUAACUCAACGACGAUUAUGACUGCCUACGGAUACGCUCUUGAGCCACCAAACUGGGAGUUCCUGUACACCUCCGAAAUUUGCGCAGUUAUCAGUGUGCGCCCAAAGGCAUUUAUUUCGACUGAUCAACCACAUGGAAGCAGCAAUCAAAGGAAGCCACAUUGUGAAUUGUGGCUUACCCAAAUGAUACAAGGUUACGAAAAGAGCGAAAAAGGACUAGCUGAUGCAUGUACUGCUUCCUUCACGAGGUUGUGCGACAUAUCACAAGUGCAAAUUCUCUAUUUCAGGAAGUUGUGUUCACGACAGCAAUAAAGUUAACAACGGUG